This is a messenger RNA of Pantherophis guttatus, 2254 nucleotides long. Lineage: Eukaryota; Metazoa; Chordata; Lepidosauria; Squamata; Colubridae. The record is from RefSeq and is a predicted model, not a curated record.
AUGGAAGAAGAGGAUAAUCAACAGGGAGUGGAUGGACUCAAUUACAGUGACAAGGGUACACCAUUGGUAGCCUUGAAAAGCCACUCAAAGAUAGUAAAGCUGCUUGUGGAACGUGGUGCUCGCUUGAUUUUGCGAACUGAGGCAGGUUGGACUCCAGUUCAUUUUGCUGCAGAAUCAGGGCAACUGGGCGUGUUGAGAACACUGCACUCCUUGCACGCACCGAUGGAUGCCCCAGAUCUCUAUGGAGAUGUCCCAAGAAGAAUUGCAGAAAUCUAUGGGCACAAAGCCUGCGUCAAAUUCUUAGAAAUUAUGAUGCCCAACAGAAAUGUUUCCAGUUUUAGAUCUAUAUGUUCCUUUAUCAUCUUUUCUAGCCAGAUCAGGAGGACAGCAGAACAUGAAGAAGGGCACUUCUUAGAUGAAGGAAAACCUAGGCAAGGCAUCCCUGAAAUCAAUGCAGCAACAGGAAAGAAGUUCUUUGAAGGUGACAUUAUCAUGCUGCUUGACAGAAAUGCACUGAGGAAUGACGCCUAUAGAUGGAAACUUCCAAUUCCGUACAAAAUGGGCGCCAGUAUAGGCCUGAAUACCAAGGGUGUCAUAUUUCAAGCAUUUGAAAUGUUUCGACUCAAGUCUUGCAUUGACUUUAAACCCUACGAAGGAGAGAAGUCCUACCUCCAAUUUGAAAAGCUGGAUGGAUGCUGGUCUUAUGUGGGAAAUCUUCAGACUGGCCAGGUCGUUUCUAUUGGAUCACGCUGUGAAUAUAAAGAUAUUGUGGAGCAUGAAGUCUUGCAUGCCCUUGGAUUUUAUCAUGAACAGUCACGCACUGAUCGAGAUGACUAUGUUAAGAUUUGGUGGAAUCAAAUCAUUGAUGGUCAGGCAUAUAACUUCAACAAAUAUAAUGACAGUUUUAUUUCUGAUUUAUACACUCCAUAUGAUUAUGAAUCUGUCAUGCAUUAUGGACCUUAUUCAUUCAGUAAGAACAAUUCUAUCCCUUCAAUUACAACAAAAAUUCCAGAAUUCAACAACGUCAUUGGGCAAAGCCAGGAUAUGAGCAAGAUAGAUGUAGAAAGGCUUAACCGCAUGUACCAUUGUGCUUCCAGUCUUACUCUCCUUGACCAAUGUUUAUUUGAGUCCAUCAAUAUCUGUGGCAUGGUGCAAAAUGGAAGAGACGAUGCGGACUGGAAACAUACCUUGACUACAAGUCGGGAUAACAAUAACAACUGCUUAGAGAAAGACUAUGUUAUGAGCUUUGAUACCACCAAAGGCCUUUCAGGUGAAACAGCCAUUUUGGAGUCCCGUAUUCUUUAUCCAAGAAGAAAUGAAAAGUGUCUACAAUUUUAUUACAAAUUUGAUGGCAGUCCAAAAGAUGAACUGAUUGUAUGGCUUAAAACUGAUGAUGGUACUGGAAACGUUAGGAAGUCAAUGAAACUGACAAGCAUCCAUCAUGAUGGAGAGAAGCAGUGGAACUUUGCAAACAUUCCUUUCAACAGCCGGACCAAAUUCCGCUAUGUUUUUCAUGGCCUUAAAGGAGACCCACAGAAUUCCAAAGGAGGAAUUCACAUUGAUGAUAUCACUCUGACUGAAAUGCAAUGUCCUACCAGCGUUUGGCAGAUAAGAAACUUCACUUCCAUUUUAAAGAGUUCCUCAAAAGGAGAUUAUCUGUCAAGCCCUAUCUUUUAUAACUCUGAAGGCUACUGCUUUGUGCUCAGUCUCUAUCCCCGUGGUCCAGCCAAAUCAAAUGGAGAUUACGUGGGAAUGAUGUUUUCUUUAUGUAGUAGCCAGAAUGAUGGAGCAUUAGAAUGGCCAGCUGGGAACAGGCAAGUGACACUCACCAUAGUGGAUCAAGAUCCUGACAUCACCCAAAGGAUGUCAGCAAGUCGAAGUUUUGUUACAGACCCCAACCAGCGUUACAAUGGGAAACCUUUUUGGGAUAAGGCUGACAUUACUGGAGCUGCUGAUCCUUUCUAUAAUAUCCACGUAGGUCAAAGAUGGGGAUGGCGUUACAUCUUGCCACACAGUGAAUUGCGUCGGAGAAAUUUUCUUAAAAAUGGCAAUCUCAUCAUUUUGGCAAAUUUUGAAAUUAUUCACGAUCCAGGUAGUGUUUUAUAAAUCCUUGGAAUUCUUGACAAACAAAUGUCCGUCUCAUCUGCUUCCAUCAGCUAUCCCAAACAAUUUCUGACAGUUGGCCUAUGGAUUCACGCUUACCGUCCCUGUUCCCUUGAAAACAGAAGUGGAAAAUAAAAUAAUAAUAAUAAAA